This is a messenger RNA of Sorex fumeus (smoky shrew), 1083 nucleotides long. It is a transcript of the gene ANKRD2, whose product is annotated as ankyrin repeat domain 2. The record is from RefSeq and is a predicted model, not a curated record. Lineage: Eukaryota; Metazoa; Chordata; Mammalia; Eulipotyphla; Soricidae. The transcript has 9 exons. Gene Ontology annotation, molecular function: RNA polymerase II-specific DNA-binding transcription factor binding. Gene Ontology annotation, cellular component: nucleus. Gene Ontology annotation, biological process: regulation of transcription by RNA polymerase II. The coding region runs from base 89 to 1075 and encodes 328 amino acids.
GCAAAGGCGCCCGGCAGCGCGGGGGUGGCCGCCCGGGUCUAUAAAGGCCCCGCGGCCCCGCGGCCCCGCAGCAGCGCCCGGCAGCGCCAUGGCCACCCCCGAGGCCGUGCAGGCGGCCACGGCGCUCAUCGAGCAGCGCCUGGCGCAGGAGGCGGAGAAGGAGAAACUCCAGGGAGCGCCCCCCCAGAAGAUGGCAAUGGACAUGCUGGUGCUGGAGGAUGAGAAGCGCCUCGGGGCUCAGAACCGGGCCUUACAGCAAGUGAAGGGCCAAGAACGCGUGCGCAAGACGUCCCUGGAUCUGCGGCGGGAGAUCAUCGACGUGGGGGGCAUCCAGAACCUCAUCGAGCUGCGCAAGAAGCGGAAGCAGAAGAAGCGGGAGGCCCUGAACGCCCCGGAGCCGGCCCCAGAGCCCGAGGAACUGACGGGCCCCGUGGAUGAUGAGACGUUCCUAAAGGCGGCGGUGGAGGGGAACAUGAAGGUCAUUGAAAAGUUCCUGGCUGACGGGGGGUCCGCGGACACCUGUGACCAGUUCCGCAGGACAGCCCUACAUCGAGCUUCCCUGGAGGGCCACGUGGACAUCCUAGAGAAGCUUCUGGAGAGUGGGGCCACUGUGGACUUCCAGGAUCGGCUGGACUGCACAGCCAUGCACUGGGCCUGCCGUGGGGGGCACCUGGAUGUGGUGAAACUCUUGCAAAGCCGAGGGGCAGACACCAACCUGCGGGAUAAGCUUCUGAGCACCCCGCUGCACGUGGCAGUUCGGACAGGGCACGUAGAGAUCGUGGAGCACUUCCUGUCCCUGGGCCUGGACAUCAACGCCAAGGACAGGGAAGGGGACAGCGCCCUGCACGACGCCGUGAGGCUCAACCGCUACAAGAUCAUUAAACUGCUACUCCUGCAUGGGGCUGACAUGGCCACCAAGAACCUGGCAGGAAAGACCCCCACGGACCUGGUGCAGCUGUGGCAAGCUGAUGCCCUCCAAGCUCUGGAGCACCCUGAGCUCGAUUCAGAGCAGAACGGGCUGGAGAGGCCUGCGGAGAGUGGGCGGGAGACCCCCCAGCCUGCGCCAGCCCAGUAAAUGCCCGG